AUGCUAAAAGCACUCCAGAAGAGCUUCGAAUUCAAGAGUAUUUUUGGACAAAAUGCGGAAGAGGUCGUGAGCAACGUAGAUUUGUCAAAUAAAACAUGUCUCAUUACUGGAGCCAGCAGCGGCAUCGGUCUAGAGAUUGCUCGAUGUCUCACUAGUCGCGACUGUAACUUGCUGAUGGCUUCUAGGAAUGUUUACAAAGCGAAUCUUCUUGCCAACAAAACAUGUACAAACACCGAGAAAAUUCGGCACUACCAAAUAAACCUUGCUUCCUUGGCUUCUGUGAGACAAUGUGCCCAACAAAUAAUUGAAAAUGAAAGACAAAUAGAUAUAGUGAUUCUCAAUGCCGCCACCUUUGGUAUCCCAUGGACAGUUACUAAAGAUGGGCUAGAAACAACCUUCCAAGUUAAUUUCCUAAGUCAAUAUUACUUAUUGCUUUGCCUGGGCAAGAUGCUGGCUCCCGACGCCAGGGUUGUGUUCACCUCCUCCGAAUCUCAUAGAAACAUAAAAUGGCCAGAAAAGAAUAGAUUCAACCCGGUGUUCGAGAACCUUUCACUCCUCAAACACGAGUAUACGUCCAUCAAGUCGUAUAAUAUAUCAAAACUGUGCUGUUUGUUGCUGAUGCAUUACUUGAGCUACCAGUGGACUAACAGCGAGAGGAGCUUCUUGUGUGCACACCCGGGGUCUUUCAUCAAAACUGGUCUCUGUCGCAACUGGUGGCCUUACGAGGCACUCUACACAAUUAUGUUACCCUUCUCAAAGUCUAUUAAGGCACACAUCCUCCUAUUGUUCCUAAGACUUGUAGCUUUAGUAAAUGAACUUAUAUGCCCUCCCGCUACUACUAGUCACCUCCUAGGAUAUAAGAGCUGUGGAGGGUGGGGGGACGUUUCCUUCAUAUCAUGUAUGACUUUCAUAGCGUUCUCGUGUCCUUUCCAUCUGAGCAUCUGA
Messenger RNA from Danaus chrysippus (African queen), 945 nucleotides. The record is from the annotation of a GenBank genome assembly. NCBI's taxonomy places the organism in Eukaryota, Metazoa, Arthropoda, Insecta, Lepidoptera, Nymphalidae.